GGCAAGGGCGUGCACUCGCUGCGCAAGGUCGACUCGUCCUCGCCGCCGCCGCGCUCGCCCGCAGUGGAGGAGAGCAGUAGCAGCAGUGGAGGGGGAGGCGGGGGGGAUUUGACGGCGGCGCUGGCUGCUGCGCUGAUGGAGCGGAAUAAGAAGCUGGGGGAUAGUGAUGAGGAGGAGGAGGACGAGGAGGAGUGGGAUUAG
Messenger RNA from Gloeophyllum trabeum ATCC 11539, 201 nucleotides. RefSeq lists its product as uncharacterized. The record is from RefSeq and is a predicted model, not a curated record. The transcript has a single exon. The annotation marks the transcript as partial. Lineage: Eukaryota; Fungi; Basidiomycota; Agaricomycetes; Gloeophyllales; Gloeophyllaceae.